Molecule: messenger RNA, 3006 nt
Organism: Effrenium voratum
Lineage: Eukaryota; Dinophyceae; Suessiales; Symbiodiniaceae
Source: the annotation of a GenBank genome assembly
AUGGCUGCCUCUGAUGAGCCCACAGAACUGCGCAGUGCAGAGGAGAUCAUCCCUCACACGCCGCAGCAUACAGCAGACGCGGCCAAUGAGUCGAAAGGAACACCUGACACAAAUACUCAGGUGACAGCUUUCGGCAAGUUUGAUGAGGAAGAGGAGGAGGAGGAGAUACCGCCGCAACAGCCCAAGGAGGAGACGCAGGUCGUCAAGGCGAAGCCUCCCACUGCAGGGAUCUGCAAGCUGUUUUCCAUGAUGGGCUGCUGUGAGGCAGUGGUUUUGUUGGUUGGCACCAUCGGCGCCAUUGGCAACGGCGUCGCGCAGCCGCUGAUGUGCAUCAUCUUCGGUGAUCUGAUUGACGGCAUGGGCGCCAACACUGUGCCCAUUCCGGCCACAGCUACCCAGGAGGAAAUCGCUGCAAUGAUGGCUGCGGGCAUGGAAAAUAUGAUGAACGAGAUGGGCCGCCUCUGCAUCACCAUGUGCCUGAUCGGGGUGGGCUGCACUGUGGGGGCGAGCCUGCAGGGCUCCUGCUUCAAGAUCUUCAGCGAGAUGCAGACCAGAAAGUUCAGGGUCCUGUACUUCGACUAUGUGCUUCACCAAGAUGUGAGCUGGUUCGACUGCAAGGAGCUAGGGGCGCUGCCCUCCGAGAUCAACGACGACUUGGAGAAGAUCCAGGACGCGCUAGGUGACAAGUUCGGCAACGGGGUGUCGGCCUUUGCUGGCUUCCUGGCGGGCUUCGCCUGCGCAUUCGGCCUGGGGUGGCUGGUGGCGCUGGUGAUGUGCUCCAUGCUCCCAUUCAUGGUAGUGGGAGCCGCUGUCAUGGGCACGGCCGUCCAGGAGAUCCAGCUGGAGUCCCAGGGCUGGUAUGCCAAGGCCGCCGCAGUGGUGGAGGAGUGCCUCUACGCCAUGCGCACGGUGGUGGCCUUUGGGGGAGAGAACAGGGAGCUGGCGAAGUUCAAGGCGGCGCUGGUGCACACCCGGAAGGGCGGCAUCAAGAACGGCUUCAAGAUCGGAAUAGGCAUGGGAUACACCAUGAUGAUCGUCAUGUUUGGCUCUGCGUUGGCCUUCUGGUUCGGCAUGACCCUGCGCUACCAUGGCGAGCUCAACCCCUCGACCGGCAGGGAAUGGCAGCCGGGGAACAUCAUGGCCAUCUUCUUCUGCAUCUUCACGGGCAGCUUCUUCAUCGGGAACCUGGACCCCAGCAUCAAGGCCUUUCUGGCGGCCAAGGCUGCCGCCGGCCGCUUCUUCCAGGUGAAGGAAAACAAGCCCGCGGUGCAGUGCAUCGCAAACGACACCCGGCAAGACCUGGAGAGCAUCGAGCGGAUGGACCUCCAGGACGUGGUCUUCUACUACCCGGCCCGGCCAGAAGUCAAGAUCUUGAACGGCCUGUCGAUGUCAAUCACCCGCGGUCAGAAAGUAGCCGUGGUUGGCGAGAGCGGCAGCGGCAAGUCUACCGUCAUGGCGUUGCUGGAGCGUUUCUACGAUCCCAACACUGGCACCGUGCUGGUCAACGGCCAGGACAUGAAAAGCUUCAAAGUCAGCGCCCUGCGGCGCUGCAUCGGCUACGUGGGCCAGGAGCCGGUGCUCUUUGCGAGCUCCAUCAAGUACAAUAUUAUGCAGGGCCACCCCAACGCUUCCAAGGAGGACUUUGCACAGGCCUGUGCGGACGCCCAGCUCAGUUUCGUGGACGCGCUCCCGGAGAAGUACAACACCUUUGUGGGCGCUGGGGGUGGCCAGCUCUCCGGGGGUCAGAAGCAGCGCAUCGCCAUCGCCCGGGCCUUGCUGAAGAAGGCCUCCUUCCUCUUCCUGGACGAGGCCACCAGCGCACUGGACAACACCUCGGAGAAGAUGAUUCAGCAGACCAUCGACGACAUCAGCUCGAAGUCCGACCGCGGCCUGGGCAUCGUGAGCAUCGCCCACCGCCUCAGCACCGUGCGCAAUGCGGACCUCAUCUACGUGCUGAACCGCGGCAGCCUGGUGGAGCAGGGGAACCAUGCAUCGCUGAUGGAGAAGAAGGGCGCCUACUACGCGCUCGUGGCCACGCAGGAGAGCUCGCAGAAGGCCGAGGAGGCAGAGGUGGUGACCACGGAGCACUCCAAGGCGCUGCUAGCGCGCCAGGAUUCCGGGCACAGCGACGAGUCCCAGAGCAAACGGAAGCAGAGGGAGCAGAAGGAGGAAGAAGAGAGGGCCAAGGAGAUCGAAAAGAACUACCAGGUGCCCAUGGGCCGGUUGCUGAGCUACAACAAGCCCGAGUGGCCUCUGUUCGUGCCGGCGAUUCUGGGGGCCUUGGUGGACGGCGCUUGCAUGCCGGUGUGCACCAUUGCUCUGGUGGGGUCCAUGAACUCCUUCUACAAGACGGACAAGGAGGAGAUGCGUGCCGACCUGGAGCUCCAGGCGCUCAUUUUUGUGAUCAUCGGCUUGAGCUGCCUCAUUGGCUCCACCAUCUCCCACGGCUGCUUCGCCAUCCUCGGGGAGGCCAUGACUCAGCGACUGCGGGUGGCAAUUCUCACCUCCAUGUUCCGGCAGGAGGUGGGCUUCCACGACAACCCGGACAACAGCCCGGGCAUGCUCUCCAAAGCUUUGGAGCUCUGGGCCUUCCGCGUGGCCACCUUGUGCAAGUCCGUGCAGGCGAAGGCCGCAGCCAUGAGCUCCAUGGUCGUUGGUAUGACCUUGGCCUUUGCCUACUGCUGGCAGAUGGCGCUGAUCAUGUUGGGUUCGAUCCCCAUCAUGAUUGUGGCCAAUGCGAUCCAGAUGUUGGUUUUGCUGGGAGCGACCAAAAACGAGAACGAAGACCUGACCCAUGCGCAGCAGAUUGUUGUGGACUCGGUGAUGAACGCUCGCACGAUUCAGGCGCUGGGGGUCGAGAAGUCCUUGGUGGAGAUGUACAUGGGCUGGGUGGACAAGUCCGCCGUGGGCAUGUGGUCCCGCAACACCUUCGCCGGCAUCGGCUUUGGCGUCUCUACAGGCGAAAGUUGGAAGCCGCGCCGCGUGCAAUGGAUUUUUCUCGGGUGA